CACCACCCAUCCACACCUGCUGCACGCUCGCGAACACCGCUGCCAUGGCCACCAACAAGGGCAGCUUCGCACAGCGCGUGGCCUCCAUGGCUUCCACAAUCGAGAAUUGGGACGACGAUGGCGAUUUUCAGGGCGACAUCUUCUCCACCAGGUCCAUAUCCACGAUGCAGUCCAUGUCGUCUCGCGUUUCCGUGCGCUCUGAAUCCAACACCGGCGAGGACGACUGGCAGCUCCUCAUCGCCCCGAACGAUGAAUUAUCAACACUCAACGCCAUCACAUCUGCGAAACAGGCCGGCAUCCCAAUACCCACCAGCGUUCCGUCCUCUGCGCUGCUCGGCGGGUCGAUAAAGCGACUAGGGAAGAAGAAAUCAAGUCGCAAAAUUGUAGUUGACGACGACUGGGGAGACGAUCUCGAGCUGCCAUCGAAUUCUACCGGGGGACUGAAGCUCAAGGCGCCCGUACCGCGCACCCCAGCCGAGGACCCGGAUGACUUCGACGACUGGGGCGAGGGUAGCUUGGGGAUCCGGUUUGGAGGAACGAGGAGGGAGGCACGCGGCGGUCGCAGUUCAUCCGUCUCUGCAAUGAGUCCGAGUAUGGGCAGCUGUAUGACACUCGAGAGCGAAGACGACGAUUUAACAGGCUUGAUGCUCCCAAACGAGCCUCUCGACUUCCAUGCUCGGCUUGAAAAGCUCAAGAAAACCGAGCACACCACGCCCGACGUCUCACCACUACCACCCCAACAGAAACGCGAGCUACCGCCUACGUCGGUCCCUGCUCCUCCUGCUUCUGAUGCAUCAUGGUCCUCUCCCCUGUUCGAAAACGUACCUUUGGCCGCGCAGCCCCCACAAGAGGUCAAGCCCAAACCUGUAGAGGAAGAAGAUUUCCUCGAUGGCCUUGAUCUUGGCGCCGACGAGGGUCUAGAUACUAAGAAACUCACUCUCAAUCGCAAUGUCGUUGUCAAGAAGCAAUCCUCUAAACCGACCGCUCCUCCCGCUGCCCGACCCGCGACUACCCUAACCUUUACCGACAAGCCAUCCGCAUCCAGGAUACCAAGACCCCUCCCGUCAUCCAGCCGCACGAGACUGACUCCAGUUUAUGAGACGGGUGCUUCAACAAUCGGCCCUUCGGCGCUCGGCCAGAAUCGACCUAUGCCUACCACCACGAGCGCACAGCUCCUUCGAGCAAAGCGCUCGGCGCCCGCCCUUCGCAGCGGCAACAACUAUAACUCUGGCCCUCGACCACCUGUCCCGUUCCUACCAGCGGGUAGCUCCAGUUCGCAGUCCCAUCACAUCACCGCUAGGAGCUCGCAUGUCCAACUGCGCCGAGAUUCAGAUCCGAACCGACCUCAUUCUCCAUCGAUGACGAGGUCGCAUUCACGCAUGUCCGCGAAUAGGCCUCCAGAUACUCCGAGUCGCACAGGAAUGCGAAGAGAUUUGGCGUCAUCCACCCUUGCUCGUGAGGCUACUUCGAAACGCCCCCUUACUAAGCCCGUGACCAAAAAGACUUAUGGUGACGGAAGCGAGCUAGAAAUCUUCGACGACCUCCCUACUUCUGCUACCAAAGAAAGGCAAUUUGAGAAAGUACCCCGGAAUACUCAAAGUACCAGGACUCUCCGACAACAGCCAAGUAUCUCUCGUUUGCCCAUGCCAGACCGAAUGGCCACACCACUUCCUCAAACACCCAGGAGCCCAACAAAGCCUGAUAGCACACCGCGAUUUGCACGAGAUACUGCAGCAAGCCGCAUAGCACGAGAACAACGUCUGGCAGGUACAAGGUCACGGGGUGAUGGGCCAAUCGCACCGAUGCACACCAACUGGAAAGCGCAAGUUGCUGCUCGAAGCCCUCACGCAAGCCCUACUACCCAGCGAAAGAGGGGUACAGGACAGAAACCAAUGUUGAUCAAAGGAUUGGCGGCACCGAUGCGAGAGAAGACUGAGAAAGGAAUGACAUACAACCCCAUAUUGCAACGCUGGGAAGGUAACGAGGAUGCUCUCGCUCCCUUCUCACACCCUAAUACUUCUACGACUACCCUCGCCCUUACGACUGCGAGUACUCCUACCUUUGCCCCACCUAACCACAGCUUUUAUUCCCACGACCGAUCACAUUCUAUUUCGCAUACUGCAUUAUCGGCCGUGCAUGCUGCGGCGCAAAAGUCAGUUUCCUCCCGCGCUGUGAAAGUGGGCGCGCCGUCCCCACCACGGCCGGCAUUGAUCUCGAACAUUUCAAAUGCACGUGGUGUGCAAGUGGAGAAAGGAAUGGUGUUCGAUCCCGCGAAGAUGUGCUGGCUGAAAAUGCCACGCAAGUCUGGCGACGCUCAUUCUCCAUCUUUUGAUGUGGAUGAUGAAGAAGAUCCUUUCGCAGGUCUUGAGGACCUCAAAGACAACACUAUCCCUGGGCCCAGCGCUUCACUUGCCACCGGUAACGUUUCUGGCGGCACUCCCAACCCCGAAGAAGCUACCUUCGUCGGCGAGGAAUUCGACCUUGGCCCUAGCUUCAUCCGAAGACAACGAGAAGAGGAGAACGUGUGGCGCCGCCGAGUGGAAGGCUGGGUCGGUGGCAUUCGCGACAAUGGCGAGAGUAAGAACGGCGGUUGGAGAUGGGAGAUACGGUCACUCGCCCAGCAAGGGGCUGCCGGCGCAGCAGGCGCAUUAAGGCGAUAAUGACUGUGGUGUACCAUACACACAUUGUAUCAUGACCUUUACGACUGCAUGGCCGAGGGGUUCGGCGUACAAGCGGCGUUUGCACAAAACGACUGAGGCUUCUGGGUCGUCUUUCCUAAGAUAUCCUCUGAGUGUCAUGUCGGGCGAUUCGGUUGUUGGAUGACCGCGCCUCACUCUUAUGAUGGAUUUAUGAUUCAUGAUUUUGGGAUGACAUUUUACGAGCUGCCGUUGCUCUUGAAUAGAGGCAGGCUUCAUUGCAUGAUUUUGGGAAGUAGAAUUGAUGAGUUUAUGUUCAGAUGCAAGUAGUUUGGUGUGAUUGGCUUGAUGAAGUUUCCUUCAACUGUUUCUUAGAGUGCUUCCUAGACACUUGGGCGCUAAUCGUAAUGGCAGGAGGACGUGGCAGUGCUAAUAAUGUUGAUAGUGGCAAUGCUGUACAUUAGGUGUAGUCGAAAUAUUGCGGCGGUGAUUGGAGGAGGGGUA
Lindgomyces ingoldianus is the source of this 3140-nucleotide messenger RNA. RefSeq lists its product as uncharacterized. Gene Ontology annotation, molecular function: GTPase activator activity. The record is from RefSeq and is a predicted model, not a curated record. Gene Ontology annotation, biological process: mitotic spindle orientation checkpoint signaling; regulation of Ras protein signal transduction. Gene Ontology annotation, cellular component: mitotic spindle pole body; SIN/MEN two-component GAP complex. The coding region runs from base 45 to 2660 and encodes 871 amino acids. The transcript is spliced from 2 exons. NCBI's taxonomy places the organism in Eukaryota, Fungi, Ascomycota, Dothideomycetes, Pleosporales, Lindgomycetaceae.